Messenger RNA from Microstroma glucosiphilum, 3094 nucleotides. RefSeq lists its product as hypothetical. Lineage: Eukaryota; Fungi; Basidiomycota; Exobasidiomycetes; Microstromatales; Microstromataceae. Gene Ontology annotation, biological process: clathrin-dependent endocytosis; clathrin coat disassembly. Gene Ontology annotation, molecular function: clathrin binding. Gene Ontology annotation, cellular component: cytoplasm; vesicle; intracellular membrane-bounded organelle. The coding region runs from base 87 to 3002 and encodes 971 amino acids. The record is from RefSeq and is a predicted model, not a curated record. The transcript has 2 exons.
CUUCCUUCUAGCGACCUGGUCACACCACAUCACCAGUACACCGUCUACAGUCGUCGUGGUCUCCGAGAGUCCUCUGCUACACCGCUAUGGACGAUCUCUUCGACCUCGACUGGCAGAAAGACUCCUCUGCUUCGUCUGCCUCUUCGGGCAAACAAGCAGCCUCGUCUCGUCCUCAGGCGCAUGUUGCACCCACAGCAGCAGCGUCGAAGCAAUACUCGUCGUACAACUUUGAUGCACUCACCAGAUCUCUCCCUUCGGCCUCUGCCGCACCUUCGCCAACAAUACCGAGAGCAGCUGUCCCAGCUACAACAAAGCCACUUCCUGUAACCAGCGCGGCCGACGAUGCCUUCUCCUCUCUCCUGUCCUCUUUCGGCACACCUUCCUCCGCUUCGAAUGCGAAUGCGUCGAUGGCAGACAGACAAAAAGCGUCGCAAGUUGGUCCAGGUAGCUUGAAUAACAAGACCAGCGAUGCAUGGUCAUCUCACGCAGACUGGGAAUCUCUAGGCCAGUCCGCCUCUCAAGCUCAGCCGCCGAAGCAGACCAGCGCAACCCUCAGCAAGCCAGCAGUCGACCCCUUCGACGCCCUAGACGCUUUCAUUUCAGCACCAGAGUCUUCAAGACCAGUGGGUGGUACACAGAAGCUCGCGUUCCAGCAGCAGCCUCGCCGACAGACGCCGAAGGAUCCCUUCGACUUCUCCUUUGAUGAAGAUCCCGGCGAAGGCCAGAGCAGUGCACUCGGAGGCGCCUCUUCCCCUGCGCCUCCUGCUGUGCAUUCGACCAUCGACGAUGAGAGCGACGACGACUUUCUUGGCGUACUUGGCAAGCCUGUCCAACAGAAACCGACACGUACAACUCACAACGAACGUCCGCGAGCGUCAGUUCAGCGCGCUGCCCCUGCUGCUAGCCCCCGCCCACCUUCGCCGCCGCCUCAUCUUCUAGGUCAGAUCGUAGAGAUGGGUUUCUCACCCUUGGAAGCUCGGAAGGCCCUCGCGCAAACGACCACAGGCCUAGAUGUUGAGGCUGCUCUCGAAUCCCUCCUGAAUGGGGGACGACAAGGGAGCAGAACACAAGAGGACGAGGAUCGCCGCAUGGCACAGCAAUUACAGGGUGAAGACGGCAGAGACAUGGAGAUGGAAGAGUAUGAGGAGAGAGAAAGGCAGCGCCGAGCCGCUCGUAGAGGCAAACAGACCAGAGCAGCUCCCCGCAGAGACGACGGUCUAGCUGUUCCUGCUUCAUCGUCCCCCGCUGGAAGACGCUCGCCUCGCAAUGGCGCCGCUGGUGCAGGAGAGGAAGACUUCGGCUGGCAGAAGCAAGCCGAUCAGAUUUACUCCCAAGCUUCAGAAUUGGGUGCCACGGUCUUCACAAAAGCCAACGCAUUCUGGUCGUCUGCAAAAGCUCAAGCACAAAAGAGCCUCGAAGAACGGCAGCUGGGAUCUGGGGCCAACUCUUCUGGCAGAGCGACUCCUAGCAAUGUUGCGGAGGCUGCAGGAAGCGGACGAGCCAGUCCUGCCAUCGACGGCGGAGUGGCAGCUGCCAAAGCUUGGGCUAGAAGAUGGGGUGCAAACUCACCUAAGCCAUCAGAGCGCAAGGAGUGGGAAGGCAAACCUAGAUGGAUGGUGGAGGCAGAGAUGGCAGAGAAUGAGGCCAAGUCAGGAGACACCAGCCAGGAAGUGGCUCCGCCUAGCAGUGGAGGCGAAGUUUUCAAGGACUCUGAUAAUGAGGACGAGGUCGCCCCUUCUUUCGUUCCUUCGACGAAUCGUCGAAAGGACCCUGGCGAGCCGGCUGCGCGAGCAGAGCCAGUCGCUCAGCAAAGCAAUCUCUGGGACGAUGCUCCGCCCUCAGCUCGUUUCAAAGCCUCAACUGCCGCGGCCAAAGAAGAAGCGGGGCCCAAGGCUUACCUCUCUUCUGCCCGCUGGGCGGCCAGUUCACGUUCUGGUCCAAGCUCAAGCACAGCCCCUCAGCCUGCCGCAAGGAGUGUCCGCGAGACUCCCGUGAUUAACAAGAUUGCCCGAUCACUCUGCCCGGAUGAUACUUCACCUAUGGAUGCCACUGCCGCGUCACUGAAGACGAGAGGCAACGAUGCUUUCAAGCAGGGAGCAUAUGGUGAGGCAGAGGCGGCUUACUCUGCCGCCAUUGAGCGUCUCAGCGAGCAAUCACUGCGCAGAAUUCCUCUUCUCAACAAUCGUUCCAAUGCUCGGCUCAAGAACGGCGAUGCUCCAGCUGCCAGCCGAGAUGCUGGCGCUGUUCUCCAGCUGAUAUGCUCAGGAGGUGAAGCGAUGUUCGAGCCCUCCAAUCUCGAAGCGCUGCCUGCCCCUUUGAGUGGGGAGGUGAACCUACGAGAUGCCUACUCGAAGGCUUUGCUCAGGCGAGCACAAGCUGGCGAGAUGCUGGAGAAGUGGAUCCCAGCUCUGAAGGACUGGACACUGCUCGAGAGGUACGAAAAGGAGCAAGGAAGCGGGGCAGCGAGCGGAUUCAAGAACAUGAAGAGCGCCCAAGACGGUAUCAAGAGGUGCAGAGGAAUGAUGGGUAGUGAUCGCGGUGCUGGAGGCGGUCCAGGAUCGACUGCUAGCGCCAGAAGGGCGACGGCUUCUCGCCAAGCGGCCAAGAGCGCUGCAGUCUCAGCUGUGAGCAAAGCUGAGCAGGCAGGUCGUGAUAGAGUGCGAGCUGCGAAUGCUGCUCAGGCUGCCGAAGAGGCGGCGGCGGACUCGCUGAAGGACUCGAUUGAUGCAAGGGUCAAUGCCUGGAAAGCUGGCAAGGAGACAAACAUCAGGGCUCUUUUGAGUAGCUUGGAAAAUGUAGUGUGGGAGUCACUUGGCUGGAAGAAGGUGGGCAUGCACGAAGUGAUUACCGAUGCUCAAGUCAAGAAGGCAUAUACGCGGGCGAUGAUCAAGUUGCACCCCGACAAGCUGACACCGCAAAGUACAGCGCUAGAGCAUCGACUGAUUGGCUCGGCAGUGUUCGCGGUCCUCAACGAAGCCUUUGCAGCCUCGACAAGCAAGUGAGGGCGAGUAUCCUGGGUGCCCUUGUCUUCCUCCAUCGCGCAUAGUCAUACCCUAACGUUGAAUUCAUUCUGGACUAGACCGUCUUUACAUCC